GUAAAAGGAGGCAACAUAGAUGUGCAUCCAUCUGAGAAGGCCCUCAUUGUCCACUAUGAAGUGGAAGCAAUGAUUCUGGGGGAGCUGGGAGACCCCAUGCUGGGGGAGCGCAAGGAAUGUCAGAAAAUCAUUCGGCUAAAGAGUCUUAAUGCAAACACAGACGUUGCUUCGCUGGCUCGAAAGGUGGUUGAAGAAUGCAAGCUCAUUCACCCUUCCAAACUUGCAGAUGUAGAACAGCUGUUGUACUACCUGCAGAACCGCAGAGAUGCCUCACAGGAAAAGGAAAAUAAAGAGAAACCCAGUAAGCCAAAAGAUCCACCGACAUUUGAAGGAAUGGAGAUUGAUGAAGUUGCCAAUAUCAAUGACAUGGAUGAGUACAUUGAGUUACUGUAUGAGGACAUCCCUGACAAAGUGCGUGGCUCUGCCCUCAUCCUGCAGCUGGCUAGGAAUCCUGAUAAUUUGGAAGAACUGCUUAUCAAUGAAACUGCCCUGGGUGCGUUGGCUAGAGUGCUGAGGGAAGACUGGAAACAAAGCGUGGAACUUGCUACCAAUAUAAUUUAUAUUUUUUUCUGCUUUUCAAGUUUUUCUCAAUUUCAUGGAAUAAUCACGCACUACAAAAUUGGAGCUCUGUGUAUGAAUAUCAUAGACCAUGAACUGAAGAGACAUGAGCUUUGGCAGGAAGAACUUGCUAAAAAGAAGAAAGCUGUUGAUGAAGAUCCUGAAAAUCAAACACUGAAAAAGGACUAUGAGAAAACUUACAAGAAAUACCAAGCACUGGUUGUCAAGCAGGAACAGCUACUCAGAGUUGCACUUUACCUGCUCCUAAAUCUUGCUGAGGAUACUCGCACUGAGCUGAAGAUGAGAAACAAGAACAUUGUCCAUAUGUUGGUGAAAGCACUGGACCGUGAUAAUUUUGAGCUGCUUAUCCUGGUCGUAUCUUUCUUGAAGAAACUCAGCAUUUUUAUGGAGAACAAAAAUGAUAUGGUUGAAAUGGAUAUUGUUGAAAAACUUGUCAAAAUGGUACCCUGUGAACAUGAAGACUUGCUGAACAUCACUCUUCGACUCUUACUAAAUCUUUCCUUCGACACGGGCCUGAGAAAUAAAAUGGUACAAGUUGGUCUGCUUCCCAAACUCACUGCACUUCUAGCAAAUGAAAGCUACAAACAAAUAGCAAUGUGUAUUCUGUAUCACAUAAGCAUGGAUGAUCGCUUUAAGUCAAUGUUUGCCUACACAGACUGUAUCCCACAGUUAAUGAAAAUGCUUUUUGAAUGUCCUGAUGAGCGAGUUGACCUGGAACUUAUUUCUUUCUGUAUUAAUCUUGCUGCUAACAAAAGAAAUGUGCAGCUUAUCUGUGAAGGAAAUGGUUUGAAAAUGUUGAUGAAGCGUGCUCUGAAAUUUAAGGACCCAUUGUUAAUGAAGAUGAUCAGGAACAUCUCGCAACAUGAUGGACCAACUAAGAGCCUGUUUAUUGACUAUGUUGGUGAUUUAGCAGCUCAAAUAUCAAAUGGUGAAGAGGAGGAAUUUGUGAUUGAAUGCCUGGGAACACUUGCAAAUUUGACCUUACCAGACCUGGACUGGGAACUUGUACUGAAAGAGUAUAAACUGGUUCCAUACCUCAAGGAUAAACUAAAACCAGGUUCUGCAGAAGAUGACCUGGUUUUAGAAGUGGUGAUAAUGAUUGGAACAGUUUCUAUGGAUGACUCUUGUGCUGCUCUGCUGGCUAAAUCUGGAAUCAUCCCUGCACUCAUUGAGCUUCUAAAUGCUCAGCAAGAAGAUGAUGAGUUUGUCUGCCAAAUCAUCUAUGUAUUUUAUCAGAUGGUUUUCCACCAAGCCACCAGAGAUGUCAUUAUCAAGGAAACCCAGGCUCCAGCAUAUCUUAUAGACCUGAUGCAUGAUAAAAAUGCUGAGAUUCGCAAAGUUUGUGACAACACUCUGGAUAUUAUAGCGGAAUAUGAUGAGGAAUGGGCUAAAAAAAUCCAGAGUGAGAAAUUCAGGUGGCACAACUCGCAGUGGCUGGAGAUGGUGGAGAGUCGGCAGAUGGAUGACAGUGAGCAGUACCUGUAUGGGGAUGAUCGGAUUGAGCCCUACAUCCAUGAGGGGGAUAUUCUGGAAAGACCUGACCUCUACUACAAUGCAGGUAAGGCAGAAUCCCCGGAUGGAGCGGUGAGCCCGGAUUUCUUUGGUGAUUACCAUCUUCAGAACGGAGACCUCAUUGGGCAGCAUCCCUUCUCUACCAGCAUGGGAGUUGAUGGAUUUGGUCAAUCACCAGGGGUUCCUGGCCGCCCAGCGACUGCCUAUGGAUACCGCCCAGAUGAACCUUACUACUACAGCUAUGGAGCACGAUAG
Chaetura pelagica (chimney swift) is the source of this 2346-nucleotide messenger RNA. It is a transcript of the gene KIFAP3, whose product is annotated as kinesin-associated protein 3. The coding region runs from base 70 to 2346 and encodes 758 amino acids. The record is from RefSeq and is a predicted model, not a curated record. Gene Ontology annotation, molecular function: kinesin binding. Lineage: Eukaryota; Metazoa; Chordata; Aves; Apodiformes; Apodidae. Gene Ontology annotation, cellular component: ciliary transition zone; axoneme; kinesin II complex. Gene Ontology annotation, biological process: cilium organization; microtubule-based movement. The transcript is spliced from 20 exons.